This is a messenger RNA of Homalodisca vitripennis (glassy-winged sharpshooter), 9731 nucleotides long. It is a transcript of the gene Als2, whose product is annotated as alsin. The record is from RefSeq and is a predicted model, not a curated record. Lineage: Eukaryota; Metazoa; Arthropoda; Insecta; Hemiptera; Cicadellidae. The transcript has 19 exons. Bases 445 to 4854 code for a protein of 1469 amino acids.
UCAUCGGUUGUGUAAAUAUUAGUAACCAGUUGAAGUCACAGUCAUUUACCUUGUUAGUUCAGACAUAGUAGCUCCCUUUAUGUGAGGUUAAAUUUGUUAAUUAAAAUGUUAAUAUUUAUUAUUGUUAGAGAAAUAAGAAAUUAUAGUUGUUCACAACACAGAAAAUAACAUCAAUUUGAUCAUUUGGUACAGAAGACUGUGUACUGAAGAAUGAGUGAUGUUAAACAUGGAGAUAACGACUUACGUGAUAACAGUUUAUUAACAACCAGACAAUUUUGUGUUAAGUUAUAAUUUUGGUGUAUUUUAAUUUGUAUGCAUAAUGUUGCCGUAUAAUAGUGGAAAUUCUCAGAAAUAUGAUUAAUUUAAAAAUCCAUAUCAGGAGGUUACAGGUGUCAGGUAGAUGCAUAAAGUGCAGAGUGAUUUCCAAUAAUUUUUAUACAAAUUAUGAAAACCAUCCAUCUAUGGAAGGGUUCUUCAAAAUUGUGCUUGACUACUAGUUCUGACAAUUUACCUCAAGAUCCCAUUAAAAUUGGGUGUCUCGGAGAAAUUUUAAUCCUUCUGGAUACUAAUCAUAUUGUAUGGUUUGGAACUAUAUCUUCUCCAGAUUGUUCAGUGAACUUUACCAUUUCUGAGAUAAAAGCUGUAGACUUUGUAUGUUCAAAUAAUGUUCUUUAUUUCUUAAAUGAUCGAGGCAAAGUUUUUAAAUUGUAUCCUGAUAAUGUAGCAAAUGUAAUAGAAGUAAUUUUAUUUGAAGAAGCUAGAAGAUGUGCACAUGGACAUACAACAAACAGUCAGCACAUAACUGUAAAAAGCAUAUCAGGAGGAGCAAUGGGUGUACUUUUCCUCUCAGACACCGGUCAUUUAUGGGUUUCUGGUGAACAUCCUCAACUCGACGUUCACAAGGAAGAUGAGCCCACCAAAGUUGGGUUUUUUGAAGGUCGUACUAUUACAUGUAUUAGUAGUGGAAAAGAUUUUAAUGUUGUCAUAACACAUAAACGUGAAAGUGAUGUUCUUCCAACAGCUUUAGAGGAAGACAGUAAAAGUGAUGAAGGGAAUGUAUUUUCAUCUGUAUGUUCACAGUGCGUUAGUGAAAAUAUAGUUUCUCCUUUAUCACCACAGACUUGCUUUGAUACCUGUCCUUUGGGUCUUCCAGUAUCUAACGACUCUCCGAGUCCAUCGACGCCAACCAGUAGAAAUAACACAAUAGGCAGUGAAGACAGGAAUAAUGAAAACGACAAUACUUCAUCGUCUACUGAGGAAGAUUCUCAUUCAGUAAUUAAUGAUGAAAAGUCUGUAUCCGAUGCUAAAGAAGCAGAGGAAGAUGAGAGUAUUAGUGUCAUUGCAGAAAAAGGAGAUGGAAUGGGCCUUCUUCAUAUCAAUACUGAAUCUGCUCGUCAGUUUCUGACCCGACAACUUUCUUGGGUUUCAUCAGGUGGAGAAGAGUUCCUAGCAGAAGUCUCUGUUCCAACAAAAAUAAUUAAACAAAACGUGUCUACUGUUGCAAGUUUGGUCUACGAAGGGGUGAAAACUGUUGGCGAUAAAGUUGCUACCUUAUCAAGACACAUGAGUGGUGGCUCAGAUAACAACAGUGAUUCUUUCGAUGAUUUUGUGACUGAUGAUUUCAAUUUAUCACAUGCCAGCAAUACUUCCAGUGUAAAAUGUGAGUGGUCAUGCAGUGGAGGAUGUAGUGAGGUGUCAGACCGCGGCGUAGCGGAGCGGCUGGCUGGGAUACUAGCUCGAGGUGCUCGACUGAUCAAGACUGAAGUUUGGACAUGGGGAAGUGUACAACAUGGCCAGUUGGGCACGGGAGAUAUGGUCAAACGUCACAGACCAGUGUUGGUGAACCAGUUGUUGCACGGUGGAGUGGACCGGAUAGUGUGUGGGGACUCCCACUGUCUCGCCAUCACGUUGACAGGCAUGUGCUACGCCUGGGGAGCCAAUGACAGCGGACAAGUCAGUGCAGUACAGCGAGGCACAGAUCUGAGCUGCCCAGUGGCGUGGGGUCACGUGGUGCGAGCUGCGGCCGGCACCAGACAUUCGGUGCUCAUCGCUAGCGACCACACACUUCACUGGCUCGGGAAACACAGGAAUGAGGACAUGGCAGAGUACGAUAUGUUGGACAGCGAGAUUCCACUGCACGUCAUGUGUUGUGGUGACUUCACCUGUAUCGUGGCCGGCUCACUUGACAGUGAUGUAGCCUCCAGCACGGACCUCGCUAGCGAGCAGUGCUUCUUGGAGGAGAUGCUCACAGUGCAAACCUCGGUCCUCAAACCACUAGCGAGGAAGUCUAACCUAGAUGACAUCAUUGCUAACUUGUGUUCCAAAUACACAGAUCUGUUACAACUAACUGCCGUAAAUGUGACGUCCAUGUCUCAAGGCACGAGCAGUUUCAAACUGCUACAGGAUCACAUGGAUGAGUAUUUACAGGUGUAUGAUGUCUAUUUGGGCGCGGUCUGCGAUAUGAUCGCCAUGAGCGGGUUCUCACAACUAGCUCGUGUCGUAGACAUCCCUCCCAGGCUGGUGGCCAUCUUCUCCGACAGGCUACCGUCUCGCAAGACUUCCCCUGAGGCAAUACUCACUUGCGCUUUCACACAUCCCCUCAACAGGGUCUCUGUUUACAAGAUGAUGCUGUCCCGUGGACAGAGCCCUGUGCCUCCGGAAGCGCUCAAGUGGGAACAGUUCUGUGACAAACAAGACACGAUGCGCAAGCAGGCCGACAGCACCAGGAUGUUCUGGGAGAGUUGUGGCAGACUUGUGGAUAUCCUCAGGACGCCUCAGCGGAGAUUGAUGAGAGAGUCGAGGUCACAUCCGCUGACGGUCCAGAAUGUCUCCAGGUUCUCCAGUCAGUGGUUGAUACUGCUGUCCGAUGCUCUUGUGUACAUCUGUGGAGCGACACAGACAGUCUAUAACCUGGACACUCUGUGGGUGGAGACGAUGCCUGACAAUGAUACAAUCCAGAAUAUUUUAGUAGUAACAACUCCUGAGGACACGUUAACUAUGGUCGCUCCGAGUCAGAGUGAUAAGACUGACUGGCUUCGUGCGAUCCAGAACACUAUCAAAACCAAACUCAACAAGCUGCAGGCGCCGUCAGCUCGCACUGCCACUUACACCUUCUCCAAACACACCACGUACAAAGACGCCACCUACACAGGUCGGUGGCUGUCAGGCAAGAUGGAGGGGCAGGGACGCUUGGAGUGGGCGGACGGCCGAGUGUACACGGGACAGUUCCACGCUAACCUUCCCCACGGGGUCGGCCGCUUGGAGUCUCCUGGUGUGUCUGUCUAUGAUGGUCAGUGGAAGGAUGGGUUGCAGAACGGUCUUGGAUCCACUCGGUAUGAGAAUGGAGACUUGUACGAGGGUUACUACAAGGACGGCCUGGCCUCCGGUCAUGGAGUACGCAAGAGUGGCAGUUUCAAGUCCAACACGGCCACAGUGUACGUGGGAGAGUGGGUCAGUGGCCUCAGGCAAGGUUACGGGGUCAUGGAUGACAUCUUCACAGGGGAAAAAUAUCUUGGAAACUGGAACAAUAACUUGAAAAAUGGUACUGGGUUGAUAGUGACAUUGGAAGGCAUAUAUUACGAGGGGGCAUUUGUACAAGAUGUACUAACGGGCCACGGAGUGAUGGUGUUUGAAGACGGAACACAUUACGAAGGAGAGCUGAGGGCAGCUGGACUGUUCAGUGGGAAGGGAACCUUGACGUUCAGCACUGGGGACAGAUUUGAGGGCAGUCUGCACGGGACUUGGAAUGAGGGCAUCAAGAUUACUGGGACCCUUCACAAAAACAUGCCGACUACUUCACCCCAGCAACACAAGAGCAAGCCUAGUUCCUUCGGUAAGCUGUGUGUACCACCACACCAGAAGUGGAAGCCUAUAUUCCGACAGUGUUGGGCGGCGCUGGGAGCAGGUGCGGACGGCAAGAUGGCCGACACCCAGCGAGCAUGGGACAGUGUGGCGGUCGCACUCGCCGCCCACCCCACCUCCCUCCACCGCCUGCACGAGUCACUGCAGACCAUCCCUCAGUUCGGCAGGGACUCCCUCGACUCCCAGAGCUACCAGUCCGUUUGUAAUUAUUUGAAUCAGGCGUUUGAGAGCAACUACCACCCGCUGGGGAUAGCCCUGCGGGAGCUGACCGGAGCCUACAACGCGACGUAUGGAGGGCGCGUGCACCUGCUACUGUUGACACACGCAGUAGAGGAACUGCACUCCGUGGCGGAGCGUCUGUACCAGGUGGUGCGAGUGUUAUUCCCGGCUCUGCCCCCACCCGGCCGAGACAUACAGCUGCCGGACAAUGAGACCGUGGUGGUAAGCCUGGCCGGUAUCCUCCACCCCAUCCUGUUGCCCAAGUUCCACUCUGCACUAUUCGAGCUGUACGCUCUCUACAACAAGACCCAGGACGACUGCUACUGGAAGAGACUGGUCAAGUGGAACAAGCAGCCCAACUCCACUCUCAUGGCCUUUCUCGGAAUCGACAGAAAAUUUUGGUUUGGAGCUGACGAAAAUCAACAAAUAUGGGCAGAGCAUCGCUUUAGCACUGCGAUUGAGACCCUGCAGCAACUCAAGACCACGUUUUGUCCGAUGGAGAAACUCAUGGUGAUUCAGAGCACUUUUGAACAAAUGACAAAGGUGGUACGAGCGGAGUUGGGAUCUGACUACUUGUGGGCGAUGGAUGAACUCUUCCCUGUGUUUGUGUUUGUUGUUGUCCGCUCAUGUAUAUCCCAGCUGGGCUCCGAGAUCCACUUCGUAGAGGACUUCAUGGAACCUCGGCUAGCUCACGGGGAGCUGGGCAUCAUGUUCACCACUCUCAAGGCUGGAUACUGUCUGAUUCUUCAAGAGAAGAUAUCAAUAGGGAGCUAACUGUGAUAUCGUACUGUAAGAUUCCAAAAUGACUUUUGUUAAGUUUUAGUUUAUACUCGUUUUAAAUCUUGGAAUGUUAAGCAAUUCAUUUGUUAUCGGACUGUUUAUAUGUUAUUGACAAAUUUGUUGUUGCAUAUCGUUAAUAGUAUAGGUUAAACAAUCAAAUAUUUUAGAAUAGCAUUUUAAAGUUAAAAACAAAUCUUCAAAUAUUUUUGUAUAUUGAUAGUUGGAGAUCGCGUUUUUAAAUUGAAUCUUUUUUUGAACAAAUGUUUGUGUACUGUACGUUUUUGCUCACUGAAUCAUAUCUGAUGUGCACGGUGUGCUAGGAAAUACAUUAUUUUAAACUUUUAAAGAGCACAAACAUUAGGAAAUGUAAUAGGAUUUAGCAAUAUUUUCCAAGCAAACAAAGAAAAUGCAGUUCUUAAUUCAUUAAUACUUUCAAUAAGCACCAAAGUGACCUCAGUAACUGUUUAUUCCUUUGUUUAUGUACUCUAAUCAUUACGGCUCUGUCAACUUCAGUAUAGAUCAUCUUUCAAUGUAUCAUCAUUCCAACAUUCAAUGUACUAAAUAUUAAAUAAUCUUUUAUUGUCAUUAAAUUGUGUAGUCUACACUUGAGAAGUGUUAAGUAUUUGUAUACCAAAAAUAUAAUUUUAUUUGUUGAGUUUUAUUUAUUUGUUUUAGUAUUAUAAAUUAAAGAAUUUUGUUGAAUACUGUAAAAUUGCAUUUAUUUUUUCAGUUACUCUUGUAAAUAAACUCUAUUAAUAGUUUGUAAACUUUUGGGUCAUUUAAAACUGUUAAACAUGUGUUUGCUCUUGUACAACUUAAAACAAUUUUAAAACUUUCUCAAAAUGGGUUUUCAAUAAGAGUUUGGUCUUUUUUAAUUAACAUAUAGCUAUUAAUUAAUUAAUUAUUUGUUGUGUUACUAGGAGCAAAAUUCUAAAUAAGUGUCAGUAAACAAUCUUUGAACUAGGCUUUGUAUUACCAAUGGUAGUACAUCUUUUGUAAAUCACUACUAACAGUUUGUGCAUAAUCGGUCGUUAUUUAACUUUUUACUAUCAACCUAAUUAUCACAUUUUUUAAUAUCUUAUGCAAUUUACAGUGUUGUAAUUUAGUUAGUAUUAACUGAAUUGCGAUAGCAUAGAAAUAUAAAGGUUUUCGUGAAAGCAGAUGGUUUUAUUAAAUAAAAUUCACAGAAUAUCUUGUACUAAGUUGGACUUAUUGUAAAUGUACUGUAUCAUGAUACAAAGAAAACAUUUUGUUUCCAAUAUUAAAUAGUUUAACUGAUAAAACACAUUAUCUAUUGAAUGCAAAUGAUUCCUUAAGCAAUUCAAAAUGAUCAACUUUAAGUUGUAUUACCAUUUCAGUGAAUUGGAGUGUAAGUUACUGACAGUUUUGAUAUACAGUAACUUCGAAUAAAUAAAUGAAUCGUUUAUAAUGUAAAGCAGUGGAAAUGGUUACAAAAAAAACAUGUAUCCAAAAGUUAAUCCUCUUCCAUGAAAAUAGACAAAAAUGAACAACACUGAACAUAUUCCUCCGUAGCGAACAAACCAAUUUGAACAGAAAUACAUAAUUUCUGUCUCUAUACUCUGCACUGUGUGCUACAUUGCAUGUAGCAGAUGUCUUCAAGUCAUUGGCAAUGUUUUUAAGCCAAAUACUGCAGUUUUGUUUAGAUUUGUACGUACAAUAAUAACACAUGGCGUUAAACUCAUCUAAUAAUUUAAAAGUAUUUUCAAACAAAUAACAUUGUGAAGAACUAUAUAGUGUUGGACAAAUAUAGCAAUAUACUUUUGAAAUUUGUUAAUAUAAAAUGUAUGUAUAAUGUGUAAUAAAAGCUAUGUUCCUUAACCAUAUUUCAAAAAUAUCAUGCUGCUGUAUUAAACAUGUUACUUGUUUGGGCCGGAUGAGAAUUACCCAAUGCAGUUAAACUUUUAUGAAGUAAUUGGCAUAAUUAAGCUAUUUCUGUAGAAUUUAGAAACACAUUACACAAUUAUAUUUAUUUAAUUUUAAAGUGGUCCACGAUUUGAGGUAACAUACCACUUAGCCUACUGAUCAUUUAGCCUGUGAUCACUUACAAUCUCACAGAUUGAAGAGUGAUAUGUAUGGUGGAUUCACAUUUUACACACCUAGCUUAUUGACAGGUUGCUAUGUAUUGAGAAGUCAGCUAUUUUUAUUUUACAAUACUUAAUAUUAAAGUAUUAAUAAAGUGGGCAAUAAACAUAAAAAUAAGCAAGUUGUACAUUGUGACAAACAGUAACAACAUUAGUAACAAUUCUUUAUGUCACUAUUGCUUAUUAUUCCUCUACCUUGAGGAGAUACGUUGUUUUCUUAGUUUAUACUUUACUUCAUUACAUUCUAUUAUACAAAACAUAUGGCUUCUGUGAUCUUGAUGUCUUAGUACCUACCGUAAUAGUGAAUGUUAUGAAUAUUUAUGCAUAAUAGAAUGUACAAGUUACAAGAGUUUAGUGUUGUGUGCCAUACUGUACUGAAUUGAUUAAUUUCUCUCAGCUUGAAUUAAUUUGAAUUAUAAAUGUGUUGUAGUGUAUUAAACAAGAUAAAACUUUAUUAUCUAACAGUAGUAUACUUUUACAUUCUCAAAUUUUUAUAACUUUUUUCAGUUUUGUCCUUUUGCGAACCUUUAGUUCUGUAGCAUUAUUAUGUUAGGUUGUAGGUUUGUACAUGACCUACAUUGCAUUAACACCCUAGUGGACAAACUGCCUGUGUGGCACUGAAAGGAAGAUAUCAAUAUUAUAACAAUGUUUGUAAGUUUUCACUAGUUAUAAUAUAUCUAUAUUUAUGUUAAACAUAUAGUUAAAUAGAAUGUUUCUCUUUAUGUUGUUUUAGAGUAACAUAAAAUGACAUAUCAAUCAAAAUAUUGUUUCCUCUCUUAUUGUCUGUUUUAUUUUUUAAAGUUUGGUUAUUUAAACUUGUCGCUUGCAGAGGGACGACGUCUAACCACAUGAUGGAUUACAGAAUUACAUACAGCAGUUAACUGCUAUCAGAAGUGACAGUAAAAUGGUUUAUUUGCAUUUGAUACUCCUUUUAUCAAUUGCAAUUUGCAAAAAUAAUUUAAAUUACAUUUAUUUUAUAAAUUUGUUAUGAUACAAAAUUAAUAUUUUAAACACCUAAAUUAAUUGUGUCAGUUUGAAAUACAGAAACUUGCAGGAAAACAAUUUUAAGUUUAGAGACUAAACAAAAUUGUUUCAUUAAAAUGUAUUAUAUAAAAAUGAAUCAUUCAUAUUUGUCUAAAUGAUGAAGCAUUAAAGUUUGAACAAAUUGUCUUUGAACCUACUUUUUCUGUUUUCACGUUUGUUAUUACUAUUAAGUAUUAAAUUUUAAUAAUGAGUCUUGCUUUCCUGUUAUCUUCUAUUCUUAUUAUUUUUAUAUUUUUUGAGAUAUUUCCGAUUGAACGUUAACAAAACCUAUCAUUAAGGGGUGUGGCAAAAUUUUCCCUCUCUCUGUUUGUACGAAGGUACUGCGAGAACCUUUCAAAGUUUUAAAGUAGUCAAUGUGGUUUUUUCAAAAUAAGCUUCCCAAUAUAGUUAAAAUUGUACAUAGCGAAGUUAAAUUAAAAAUAGUUCUGUAUUCCCAUAUUAUGUUUUUUAAAAAGGUUGUAAAAAAAGAAAUAUCUUUGUUUGUUAAUAUUUAAUCAAGGCAUAAUUUAUGUUUAAAAGGGACCUGGAUUAUACAAUAGUUUUGACAUUUUAGUUGUUAUGCUUAUGAGGCUGAUGUUUUGAUUUUUUCUGAGUUUUCCAUUUAAACCUUAUCUAACAUAAUUCAGUCCACAAGUCACAAAAUAUUAAAAUUAGAGCCAUGCCUAGAAUGAAGAUGGCUUUACAAGACAAGACUGAAUGUGUAGUCUCAGUGGUAUAAUUAGGACUUGGCUUUGGAGGGGGUGAAUUGAUACACCAGCACACCACACUAGGGGGUAUGGAGUAAAUCUAAAUUUGAAGAAAAUUAGAUAGGUCUAAUUCAAAGUAAAAUAUUUAACUGCUGUAAUUCAAACAAGAUUAAUUGUUUUUAUAUGAAUAUGUUUGUUAGGAUCAAUGGGGGUUCGUUUUCUCUUUUAGUUACACCACUGUGUAACCUUCUAAUGUUUGGUGUUUGGACAAAUGACAAUGUUCUCCAAUUCUGGUAUUUAUUAUAAAUUUGCUUUUAAUAAUGAAUGUAUCAAAGGAAGCGACUCUACUUUCAUUUUGUUUAUUUUUGCUGAAUUUUUUACCAUUAAUUUUUUUAUUGUCUGUUUACGUUUUUAUUGCUUCCCUUGAAAUCUUUUUAGAUCCAUUCCCUCCAUAGAAGACCAGUAGUCAAUUACUAUUUUUGUUCUGAAAUAAAGCCAACCCAUUGAGGUUCCACGAUUAAAUUCUCUAUUUAUUGUGCAAUCUGUUUUUUAUGUUCUUAUCAUUAGCUUAAAUGUCUAUAAUUAAUUGUCUUAUAUAUGUUUUUAUAUUCAUCCUAGUUUAAAAAGUUAUGUAUAAUUCAUAUGUUUACUUAUUAAACAGUUGAACAAACAAGCAUAUUCAGGUUUAAAAAAAAUAAUAGAACAGAGUAUAAUUAGGAGUACAAUUUUACAUUUUUGUUACCAUUCUAUAGCUUUAUUUAGUUUUCAAUGUGUUCUGUUAUAGAAGUAAGUUAGUCUGUUAAGCAACUCUUUAUUUCCUAGUUGGAGCGACUCACAUUCCAGGUUCACUUAUCUGUACUUGUAGUAGGUCAGUAUUGUGCUGUGUAUGAUGUACGGUUAAGGUCAAUUCCAUAUCAUUAAUGUAGAUGUUACAUUUUUCUUGUAUUCGUCAAUGUUUUUAUCCUCCAUGAGACUGCUAUGGUCAACUUGUUUGUGAUAAAAAAUAUCAUCUUGGAUUAAAAAGGCAUAUUCGUUUAAA